Scophthalmus maximus (turbot) is the source of this 972-nucleotide messenger RNA. It is a transcript of the gene tmem47, whose product is annotated as transmembrane protein 47. NCBI's taxonomy places the organism in Eukaryota, Metazoa, Chordata, Actinopteri, Pleuronectiformes, Scophthalmidae. The transcript is spliced from 3 exons. The coding region runs from base 207 to 752 and encodes 181 amino acids. Gene Ontology annotation, cellular component: membrane; cell-cell junction. Gene Ontology annotation, biological process: cell-cell adhesion. The record is from RefSeq and is a predicted model, not a curated record.
GCUCGGUCCUGAGCAGAGACGCGUCUCCUGGACUCGGGAGGCAGAGUGAGCGGCGGUCCGUCCCCAUCCUGCUACCCACAGCACGGGCACGGGCAGGGGGGGCUUCCGCAACUUCAACACUGACCCCCACCGCGAAAACACACAGGCUCCUCUCACACUUUUGCUUGUUUUCUCUUUUUAAAUGACUGAGCGACCUUAGAGUCCACAUGGCGUCAUCCGUGAGCGGCACGGAGGAGGUGCGGGUGUCGGUGCUGACGCCCCUGAAGUUGGUGGGACUCGUGUGCGUCUUCCUCGCGCUGUGCCUGGAUGCCGGGGCCAUGUUGAGCCCGGCGUGGGUGACGGCCGACGACCAGUACCACCUGUCCCUGUGGAUGUCCUGCUGGAAGCCCGUCAGCUCGGCGCAGUGGUCCUGCAACAGCACGCUGACCACGGACUGGCAGAUCGCCACGCUGGCCCUGCUGUUAGGAGGGGCGGCACUCACCCUGCUCUCCUUCCUCGUGGCGCUGGUGUCCCUGUGCUUCAGCUGCAGGAGUCGCUGCUACAAGCCCGUGGCUGUCAUGCUGUUCUCCGCAGUGGUGCUUCAGGUGUGCAGCUUGGUCCUGUUCCCCAUUAAGUUCAUAGAGACGGUCAGUCUGAGGGUGUAUCAUGAAUUUAACUGGGGUUACGGCCUGGCCUGGGGAUCCACCAUCUUCUCUUUUGGAGGCGCCAUCCUCUACUGCCUCAACCCGAAAAACUACGAAGACUACUACUAAAAUAUGUGAGACAAGGGGAGACGCCAGGACUUUAUAACUGAGUCUUCUCCGUAAUAGGAACUUUGUCUGACACAAACUGCACGACCACAUACUAGAGCUAGAAUUACCACCCUGUGGUUUCAUCCCUCCACCAACCAGUUAAGUUUCAGAUUACAAAUGUCUGUCCAGAUUCGCAUAUGGUGAAAACUUUGAAGUUAUUUAAUUAAAAGUAUUAAGUGUA